AUGGACACCACCACCACCACAACCACCACCCCCACCACCGCCACCGCCGCUGCCGCGAAGCGAACCACUGGCCGCCGGUUGGUGCUGCUGCCGUCACCAUUCCAAGGCCACCUAAACCCUAUGCUUCAACUAGCAAACAUACUUCACUCCAAAGGCUUUUCAAUCACCAUCCUCCAUACUCGUUUCAACUCCCCUAAUCCCACCAACUACCCUCACUUCAUUUUCGUACCCAUUCCGGCUUCUGGCGAAGAGAAACACUCGUUCUCCGACAUGGGAAACGUCAUACGUUUCAUGCACUAUAUCAACAUCGAUCUCUUGGGUCCAAUUCAUGAGUGUUUGGAGCGGUUGAUGUCGGAGAAUGAUGGAGUUGCUUGCUUUAUCACAGAUGCUCAUUGGUUCGGCACACAGAGCGUAGCCGACUGCCUGAAACUUCCGAGGAUCGUUCACCGGACUAGCAACAUAUCGUCGUUUCGAGCCUUUGCUGUCCCUCAGCUCCUACGUGACAUGGGCUGUUUCCAGCGUUCGUCCGAUGAAGAAAUGAAGUUGGAAGCAUUGGUCCCGGGCCUUGAACCACUUAAAGUUAAAGACUUGCCAAAAUUCCAAACCAAUGAUCCAGAAAGCGCAUGUAACAUGUUAGAACUCAUGGUUCAAGGAACUAAGGGAGCACGUGCAGUGAUAUGGAAUACAUUCAAAGAUCUAGAAGAACAUGAACUUGUAGCUCUAGGCCAAGAUUUCCCAAGCCCACAUUUCCUAAUAGGACCAUUUCACAAGUAUUUCCCAGCAUCGUCAAGCAGUCUCCUAGCACAAGACCAAACAUCGCUUUCAUGGUUAGACCAACACCCACCAAAGUCUGUGUUAUAUGUUAGUUUUGGUAGUCUAGUUAGGAUUGAGGAAUCCCAGUUUUUAGAGAUCGCAUGGGGUUUGUCUAAUAGCAAGCAACCAUUUUUAUGGGUUGUUAGACCAGGGUCCAUAAAAGGGUCAGAGUGGCUAGAAUUGUUGCCAAAUGGAUUCUUGGAGAGAAUUGUAAAAGGAAUAGGGUAUAUUGUGAAGUGGGCACCACAACAAGACGUACUAGCUCAUCCUGCGAUAGGUGGAUUUUGGACUCAUAAUGGGUGGAAUUCGACACUUGAGAGUAUUUGUGAAGGAGUUCCAAUGAUUUCUUCACCAUCUUUUGGUGAUCAACUCCCAAUUUCAAGAUACGUAAGCGAUGUGUGGAAGAUUGGGGUAAAGUUGGAAAAUGGGUUUGAAAGAGGCGAGAUUGAAAGUGCAAUAAGGAGAGUUAUGGUAGACGAGGAAGGGUUGGAAUUUAGGAAUAAAAUCGCUAAUAUCAGUGAGAAAGUAAACCUUUGUCUAAAGAAAGGUGGUUCAUCGUAUUCAUCCCUUGAAGAUUUGGUCAAUUACAUUUUGUCAUUCCCAUGA
This is a messenger RNA of Helianthus annuus (common sunflower), 1419 nucleotides long. Its product is annotated as UDP-glycosyltransferase 76B1. Gene Ontology annotation, molecular function: UDP-glycosyltransferase activity. The transcript is spliced from 2 exons. Lineage: Eukaryota; Viridiplantae; Streptophyta; Magnoliopsida; Asterales; Asteraceae. The record is from RefSeq and is a predicted model, not a curated record. Bases 1 to 1419 code for a protein of 472 amino acids.